UGCUAUAUAUCCGCUCGAUACGUUCUUGCAGCCUUGUCCUGUUCGGGUUUUUGUGUGGUGUAUCUUCUCCGAGUGAAUUUGAGCGUGGCUCUGGUGGCCAUGGUCAAUUCUACCUACGCAGACGAACAGGCCUCUGGAAAUAACCCGGAAUGUCAGAGAAAUUCUUCCACAGAUUCAAAGCAAAAGGUUAGAAGGCAACGUGUGUAGUAUAAAGUACAUGUAUGUUCAAGUUAAUCGACCGUACUUUCACGUGCUUUGGCUGGAAAGAACAAUAUGUGCAUGACCAGUUCGGGAGUAUGCCAGUUUUGGAAGAAGCGAUGACGUCAUGAUUCCAUUGUUCUGCUAAAAACACGCAAAAAUAGGAAAAAAUAAUCGCAAGAAACAAGGGAGCUUUUUUCAAAGCCUGUUCCAGGUCUUCUCGUUCAAUAUCCGGGACUUCCGAGCUCGCAGUACCGAUGAAGAAGCCUUCUCCUUGCUUUUUGAAUGUCAAGGAAAGUUUCCUGCCACAUUUCGGUAGUUAAAAGCGACAGUUUUCAAAUGGCCUUCGCCGCCGCCGCCGCCAUCUUGACGGGUAUCGAAUGUAAGUACAUGACUUUAUGUUUAGUUUUCAGUAUCUUGCCGAAUUUUUACGAAGUCAAGACUAAUUUUCCUCAAAACUACAACGUUUCAAGUGUGUUCAGGCAAAGUUUCAUCGAUGGCAACAACCUAGUAAAAAUGGCAACCACACAUUGAAAAUUGCCAACGGACAGGAAGGGUUACUGAUAUUGAUGGUUAUGCCUUAGUCUGUCUAUGUAGUUUUAGUUAUAAUCGAUCAGGUCUGUUUUUGGUCGUGUUCACCGGCAAUGUAUACGACUCUCAUCUAGAAAUCACUUUAUUGAUCCAGAUCAUGUGUGUUGAUUGAGUUUUAAAUCAGUGUGAGUAGUUUCUUAUAUUGAUUUCUUAUAUUUGGAUCAGGAUUUCCGUCAAAAAUGUAGACAGACAUCUGGAGAUAUUACAAACAUGUUGUCGCGUUUGUGCCAAAAAGCUGGGAAAAGGAACCAGGAUGACAAAAUGCUAAAUAUCUUCAGAACGACAUAUUUGUGCUCUGAGGGCAAAAUAUUGCUUUAGGUUCGCCUUAUGUUCCACUGUAAUGAAAAAUUUAAUGUCCAAAUUCAACCCUACCUCAAUAAAAUUAAAUAUGUUUUGUUUGUUUGUUUGUAGUGUGGUCACAGGUUUACCCACCACAAAAGCCCCUCCUUUGGCCCUUUCAAAAAUGGGUAAGAGGGAAACAGGUUGGAGGGGGGGCUUAUAUACCUUGUGAGUGGAAGCUCACACUCAAUGACCAUUCAACCAUAGAAGAGACUGUGGCCCUUAUUCAAGGGGCUUUAAAGGAGAUAGACGAGGAAGGAGUCAUGGAAGUGGAGGCUUGUGAAGAUUUUCUCUACAUAAUGUUCAAUCCCUCGCGUCAAAUAUUGUUUAUACUUUACAGAUGCCAAAUACAUAAUAUGUUCAGUCCCUGUGCUGUGCAAAAGGUCAAUCUGAAACAUGAAAAAUACCACACUCUCCCCCAUCAAUCCCUGUGCAUGAGCAAUAAGGCCACAUUAUUUUGAUGUCAUAAUAUCAAAUAUGUGUGUAUUUGAAUAAAUCCUAAAUUAUUGAGAUUCUCUUGAUGAAAAAGCAUCUAUGUUAAUGCAUCGUCUUCUACAAAUCAUCCUCCCUAAUAAAUAAUACAUGAGAGACAUCUCACAAGAUAACUAUUGAAAAUCAAUGUCAGCUGCUACUGUCUUCAUUAUAUCAAUUAAGUUUUGGUUUUUGGUUUUCAUGUCCAAGAAGGUGUUAAAAAAACAAGAUUUUGAGAUAAAAGAGUGUGUAUAAUAUGCGAGCCAGUGAGCCAUGGCAGCGAGUGAUGCAGGUCAGAAUCAAAAACAGUAAUACGGAAAGAAUUAACUGUCAGCACCUAAAAUAAAAUGUUUAUUUACAAAAAACAAAAUGUAACAAUAAAUAACUUUUAUUGUAUCUUUACUCUGAUGUGUGAGCUUUGUUUUCUUGAAAGUGCUGUUCAAUAGAAACAUGAAGAACCAGCUAUGAAAAAGAACUUUGGAAAACUUAUGUUGUGUCCAUGCCAAGUGCAUGUCAUCAUUAUUAUUUUGGGCCAAACCUUGUCUAAUAGAAUUGUUUGAGGGUCCCCACAGAGAAGACUUGGAGAAAAGUGCUCCUCAAAGUUACAAUGCCUUUGGAUUAAAGGCAACCCCAGAGUUAAAAAGAAUAAUUUAGUAUUAUUCGGAUGUAACAUCAAAUCCCAUACAAGAGGAUAUUUUAUAACAAACCAUAACCUUGUUGAUCUCUGACCUCUGGUCAAAUCCGGUGGACUACAAGACUAUAGUAUCCCAUUUUAAUCAAUAGAUCCAAAAGCAUGUAACAAGCAUAAUUCUUAGUUUUCCAAUAUGUAUAUUAAAUUCUUAAGAGCCUCUUGCAUUUGUUAAGCUUGACCAAAUAAUCAGUGAACUUCAGAAAGUAGAAUAAUUGAAAUCAAUAGGUUUUUUUGAAGCGGGACAAAAAAAAAUGAUCAGGGAUGAUAAGUAAGAUUUUCACUUUGUGGGGUUUUCAAGAAGAAAACGCGGGCACAAUACCCUCAGAAAUCCCUUGUAAACCUGUUAUAUACCUGGACGGAACCGCUUCAAGACAUAAACCAACAGAACAUCAUAUUUGAAAAAACAGAUAUUUUACUCACAAAUGACUCGCUUGCACCAAAACAAUAACCUGAAUUACAGCCGUCUUCUCCGGCCAGUCGCUCACUGGCGGGAGAGAAACAGAAGCAACGGGAAAAAUUACAUUAACACUUACUGUGAAAGCAAACAUAAGGAAAGGAAUUAUAGAACAACUCACUUUUUAGUUGUUUCCAAAGCAUUCUUUUUUCCUUAUGAUAGAAAAAAAUAAUGAAAUAAAUAGGCACAAACUUGUUAGCGUGCUUACCUAUUUUCGAUGUACUGAUUACAUACGCAGUGAGUAUGCAGUGCCUACUAAGCGCGCGAUAAGCGAAGAACUAUAGCGCAAGAAUGGUUACUCCCUGUCCUCAAGGUACUUCCCAAUUCAUAGUAACGAAAAGACAAAUAAAAGGCUCGAUAAAACAUGAAUAAACGAGAAUUUUGGUCAAUACUCUUUCUUCUCCUCUCCCUUGUCCGCCAUUUUGUAUGUUUUGAAAAUGACCAUCGCCAUGGUGAUCAUGUUAUGGUUGGUGACGUAGACCAUUGUUUUCGCUUCUUCCAAAACUGGCAUACUCCCGAACUGAUGACAGUCACAUGCGUCAUCAAAAAAUACUGAUGUGAUUCGUUGUAAGCUUUAUCGUCGUCGAAUAAAGUAGUCCAAGAUUGAAAAUUUGCCGAGAAUUUAAGUUGCGCUAUGUCUAUGUCAACAUGUGUGGUUAAUAUUUGAGCGAUUAUCACGCUUGCUGUGUAUAUAAACACUGCAUUGAAUGAUAUCCUUUUCAAAUCAGUAUUGUUACAUGUGUCCUUUGGAGACACCAUGGGUUUGUCAACUUCUUUUGACGUCUAGAUGGUUUGCCAUGGGCCAAAAUUACCAUUAUAUUUAAUUAUACUACAUGCACAUUUAUUAUUAAUAUAUUAGGUAUUGUGGAUUUAUUCUAGUUGUUGUUUUUGUCUCGGUCUGUUAUUACACCAUUGUUUUGUAGUCCAGGCCCCACUUGCUCAAAUGUUGGAUAGCAUUAUCCACCGGAUGUAAAUCACUAUGCAGUGGAUAUUAUUAGAAACAGGGGAACUAAUUGCACUAUCGAAAGGAUAGAGGCGAUAUUAUCCAGCGGAUAGCGUCAUCUGCCAAAUGGUGCCAGAGUAAAGAAACUUUUAAAUGAGUCUGGAGAGAUUCACUAUUUUAUUGAUCAUAAUUAUUACACUGUUGAAUUAACAGUAAUAAAAAUUGUAAUUUCACCAGUCUGUAAGAAAAAAAUUCCAUAAAGUGUAGGUCUUCAGAAGGUUAUUGCAGUGGCAAACAGAAUUGAAUGGCUUUAUAAACUUGUAGGAAUGUAUCUGCAGAAGCUAGAAGCUUGUGAUAAAGUGGGACUCUACAGCACACUUCAAAAUAAUUUGCACUGACAACUUGUAGCUAUAAGUUCGCAAGGUCUCAUGGUUUAUGGUUUAUCCUUUUCAAAUGCAUGGUUUUUCCAACCCGUCUUUGAAAGUGCCAGUGUUAAUGUCAAUUUAACACUUGUUAUCAGUGCAAUGAUUUGUUACUAUUAAUACUGUAAAGUAUGAUUGAAGAUGGAAACCUGGAAACCUUUGUUCUUACCAUUCAAUUGCUUGCAUGUGGGUUCUACAGUCGAACCUCCUGUGAGUAGCCACCCAAAAAGCGAGUGUUGGUGGUCGCUCAGAGCCGUCAACAAGUUUUUAAGAGCAAGCAGAUAAUGAAUAGUAGGCAGCUUUGGAACUUGUACCAAAGGAACAAGUUCUUGAGGACUGAGGCAUCUAGGGACAUUUUGAAAUUUAGAGUCUUGGAAAUGGCAUUUCCAGGGGUUUUUUUUUUCCACCAUGGACGCCAGGAUGUUGUUUCGUCAGAAUAUACGCAAGACUGGGAACAUGCAAUGCUAUCAAAAUAUCUCAGGCAUUCCACAACAUCGCAUGGUUCGAACGUGUUACACAUCUAAACCUGUUUAAAUAUGUAUUCAAUGUCAUUCAAAACUCCUGAAAAUUUGGCUGUUUUUGAUAAGUGGUUGCUUACUGAGUGUACUUGGGAUGGGAGGUGGUUGCUUACGAGAGGUGGUCGCACAUGGGGUUUUGUCUGUAUUUACAUGAAUCACUAACUUUUGAGUCUUUUCGAUCUAUGGGACCAUCCAAGUGAAUGACCCUCUUUAGUAAUGCUAAUUUAUUUAGUAUUUAGUUCUAACCUUGAGUCCUUGGGUUAUUCAACUAUGCCAGUAAAAAUUACCUAUUUUUAUCUGUACUUUCACUUGGUACUAUUUAUUAAUGUUAGAAUGUACAGAGUAGUUCUAACUUUUGAGUCUGUGGAAGAAAUCCCAUAGUGUUACAAUUUAAAGGAAACUUUUCGAUGGUGCUUUUCAUUUCUUUGGAUUUUUACAAAAAGAAAUUUAGAUUUUUUUUCUUAAGCGACAGACCUUAUUGAGUGCAGGGCAGUAUUUAGAUGAGAGGUGAACUCCUUUUUCCUCUUAAUCAUUACAAAUGUGUCCAAACAUUUUAGAUUCAGUCUUUUUGACUGUUUGAUAAUCAAAAUUGUUUUGUAGGAGGGGGAGUUUAACUGGGAUCAAAAAACACAAGGUAAACUGCAUGCUAAAUCUGUUUAAUUAUUUGCCUUUUGAAUGAAGUUUUUGUUUCUGCAUGAUAACUGAGCACCUACUUUUAGUGGAGCUCUACAUGUGCGCAAAAGGAGCCCUCAAGCUUAGAAAAUUCUAUUUGAGAAAUUUUGGUAGUGCACCUGGUGGACAUCCAUCCGUCCACCCAUUCGUUCACACCACAGGCCAACCAAUGUGAUAUCUCACACUUUCUUAGCUAGUAUGGCAGCCCAUCACCUGAUAUUUGCACAUCUGUGUUGGGGUGAAUUGACAGCUGUCAAAACAGGGUAGUCACUGAACAGUAUCAUGACUGUUUCACUGGCUCAGGUGUCGACCCAUCGAGGGUACAUGUUGAAGUUUCCCGCUGAUGAGUUAUAUUUACUAGUUUUCAACUGAUUACAGGCUCAACUCCAAGUAGAUUUCCUUGUAAAAUAAAUGGUUACACGUUUUUUGUUUGAAGUAAAAAAAAAUUAUUAAUGGGAGCUUUGCCUUUAUCCUUGGCUAAUUCAUUCUACAGGCCAUCUGAUAUUACGCGAUGGUGCGAUUUCGCACAAUUGACCUCAAAUUGCAUCUGAUCGCACAAUUUGAGGAAAAUUGCAUAAUAUUCCUUUACAUUCAAAUUGCCUGUUAAGUGGUUUUUCUUCUUUGAAACCUGGUAAAACAAUGUAAAUAAGCCCUAAAAAAAUCGUGUAAUUUAUUGCAUAAUAGUCCUAUCUUAUCGCAUGGAAUCUACCCUGAAGAUAUCAUACAAUUUCUGAUUUUUUAUCGCACCCUAUCAGAUGGCCUGAUUCUAUGAUCUUGUUAGUUAGCUUUGGGAGGUGAUCAUAUAGUUCCUGUUCUUCAGUUUGAGAUGUCCCACCAAAUUAAGAGAUGUUGAAUGCUACUGCGUGGAGGCACCAUCAGUUUGCUCUUCCUUUAUUUCAAUUUUUAGUUUUUAAAGUUUGAUUCUUGUAUUUUGGCUCUGUAGGUAUUAUUCUGGGUUCAUUUUUCUAUGGAUAUAUCAUCACUCAGUUACCUGGUGGAUGGCUAGGAGCACGGUUUGGUGGAAAGUAUUUAUUUGGCCUUGGAGUGCUUUGCACUUCUGUGUUGACAAUUUUCACUCCUCUUGCUGCACGUCAUAGUGUUGGAAUGUUAAUUCUGGUGAGAAUACUGGAAGGAUUA
Messenger RNA from Porites evermanni, 6436 nucleotides. NCBI's taxonomy places the organism in Eukaryota, Metazoa, Cnidaria, Anthozoa, Scleractinia, Poritidae. The record is from the annotation of a GenBank genome assembly.